UUAGAUUCCUGCUUUCCCAUUUGCCCUAGAAAUUUUUAUUGCUUGUGUUCUCAUUGAUUGCAAGGGAAAAAAAAAUCAAGAAAUAAAACUAAAAAGAGGGAGGGAGGGGUGUUUUCCAUUAGGUCCCCCUCUACCGCUACCAUUACCAAGCUCCGUUGUUGCUUUCCCCAUUUGACUCCCUUCCAGUUCCCAUAAAACAUUCCUUUCUAUCAAUCCUUUCCAUCUAUGUUUUCUGCCAACCCAUCUUCCCCUUGAUUCCUAUCAAAGAUUUCAUCUUUCCUUCUCUUCGCUCUGUUUCUCGGUCUGGUGUCGAGGAAGGACUCGGGAUCUCAGCGGUCUCUUUCUACUCUUCUCUCUUCUUCCCUUUGAUUUCUUUCAUACUUCCUUUUUCUCUCUGCCAUGGUGUUCUCUUUAGAGCUUUUUCUCGGUUCCUAAAGAGAGUUCAGAUAGUCAAGUGAAGAGCUUUUUGGGUGCUCUGUAUUCCGUUCCGACGUGAUCCUCUUCUUUUGUUUUGCUCGCUUUUUGGGCGGAAACAAUUGGAGGAGAUGACGGUAGAAGAGAGGAAGGGGAGCAUGGGGAGAGAAGGUGCGCCCAAAGACCAGUUUCCGGUCGGCAUGCGGGUUCUGGCCGUAGACGAUGAUCCGACCUGCCUCAAGUUGUUGGAGAUUCUGCUGCGUCGCUGCCAGUAUCAAGUUACGACGACUAAUCAGGCGAUCAUGGCUCUGAAGAUGCUGAGGGAGAACAAAGACAAGUUUGAUCUGGUCAUUAGUGAUGUCCAUAUGCCCGACAUGGAUGGUUUCAAGUUGCUGGAGCUUGUCGGCCUCGAAAUGGACCUCCCGGUCAUCAUGCUAUCUGCGAAUGGCGAGACCAAAACUGUGAUGAAGGGGAUUACACAUGGUGCCUGUGACUAUCUGCUGAAACCUGUUCGGAUCGAAGAACUCAGGAAUAUAUGGCAGCAUGUGGUUAGGAGGAGGAAAUUUGAUCACAGAGAUCACAAUAAUUAUGAUAAUGCGGGUGAUUCCGAGAAGCCCCAGUGCGCAAAUUCUGAAGGCGGGCAGGGUCACAUUCCUAGUGAAUCAUCUGAUUAUGGUGGGAAACUUAACAGAAAGAGGAAGGAGCAGAAUGAGGAUGAGGAAGAUGAUGGUCAGGAAAACAUGCAUGAGAAUGGAGAUUCAUCCACUCAGAAAAAGCCGAGGGUUGUUUGGUCUGUUGAACUGCACCGUAAAUUUGUAGCUGCCGUCAAUCAGUUGGGAAUUGACAAGGCUGUGCCUAAGAGGAUACUUGAUCUUAUGAAUGUUGAAAAUCUCACAAGGGAAAAUGUUGCAAGCCACCUACAGAAGUAUAGGCUUUACCUUAAAAGACUCAGUGCUGUGGCAAGCCAACAAGCUAACAUGGUUGCUGCUUUUGGGGGUAGAGACCACUCCUAUUUACCUAUGGGUCCCUUGGAUGGAUAUGGAAAUUUUCAUACAUUGGCUGCUUCUGGUCAGCUACCAGCACUUUCAUCUUUCCAAGCAAAUGGAGUGCUUAGUGGAACAAACCCAGCUGGAUAUGGACUGCGUGAGUUUGCUGCCUCUAGAAUAGUUCAACCUGGACACUCCCACGGCAACACAAGCAAUCCCAUCAAUGAUCUUGGUAAGCUUCAGCGAAUUAAUCUACCAGGAAGCCAACAUGGGAAUUUGCUCCAGGGGAUGCCCACAACAUUGGAGGUAGACCAAUUGCAGCAACACAAGACUAUGCAGGAUGCAAAUAUACAUUUGUCUGGUGGUUUCUCUGGUACUGGACUGACUACUGGUAGCUCCAGCAACUCCUUUGUUAAUGUAACAAACAAUUCUUUCGUAUCGCAAGCACAUCAGCAGCAUAUGCAGUCAAAAGUGUUAGGCAAUCACUCUUCUGUAGGAAUGCCGUCUGUGACCUCGGACCCUUUCUCAGUGAGUGUUGGUGGUGCUUCCCAUGUGCCUAACCUUGGUAGAUGCAAUGACACCUGGCAGGGUGAUGUUCCAUUAAUUGGGCAUGCAUCCAACUCUUUUCAUCAUGAUGACUUGGCUAAUAUGGGAGCCAAUGUUCCAGUAGGCUUGCACAUAGACAGCAAUCCUCUGAAUAUUUCUUCCAGCAAUGUAGUAGCAGCACCUCUGCAUAAUCCUGUGACCGGAGGAGAUGUACAGUGCCAAGCCAGCUCUUUCGGUGGGAACAUGAUGCUAAUGCCUUCAGCUUUAGAUGGGGACUCAAAAUUCUUGAACUUCGGAAAUGCAGGCAUUUCUAAACAGAAAUUGAAGGAGCCAAAUCGAGAUCAUAUUCGUGAACCUAAUCUUGUAUUUAAUUCUUACUUAAAUUCUCCGUUGUCAGGUAAUCCUAUAAUUGGUCCUAUUGCUGAAAGUCAGAGACUGAACAAUGGCCAUUUUAACAAAAAAUGGGACAUAAGCCAAACAAAUUUUGUUACUCCAGUUCCUACACAGAAAUGCAAGAUUGAUAAUUCAACCACCAAUAUCCAGCUGACCCACAAGGAGGAGUCUAUUUUGGAAACUUCAAAGUCGCAGGGCGGAUUUUAUUCUAGUGGUUGCAGCUUCGACGAUCUAGUCAAUUCCAUGAUAAAGCCGGAGAGGGAUGACAUUGCAUUCAUGGAUAAUGACAUAGGAUGCGACUUCUACCCUCUAGGUGCCUGCAUAUGAAGCCCUUUAUAGGAUCAGAUGCUGGAUUUGAUGAAUGCUAUACUCCGAGCUGACAGUAUUAUUAGCUGACCAGUGACAGUGAAUUGAAGUAACGUCGGUAGCUUUAUUAGUUCUGAAAUCUUGAGGACAAGGAACCUUUACCCAGUGGGACGGAAUUUUACUUCUUGGCAGGUUUUGAAAGGGAAAUAAUGAACUACUGUUAAAACGAGCUUUCCAAAGUAGAAGAGACGACCAGACAUCACUCUUUUAGAGUCAAUUCAAAUGUUAAAUAAACUAAGUGCAUGGAGAGGGAUUGUUCUUUUGAAGCUUUGAGACCAAAAAGAUGUCAAAAACCUGUUCUCUUAAGAGGAGCAUAGCCAAUCUUUAAUUAGGAAUUUUUUUUUAAAUCGAACACUAACUAAUGCCGCCUCUUGCCAAUUAAUCGUAGUUGAGUUGGUUUGGCAGUGUACCAUUAGAUUUUCAUUAUCAUGGUGAAGUAUGAACCAUGCAUUGCAUUGGGUGCAAACGUUGUACAACCAAGGAUGCUUCAAGUGUUACAAUUGCCCACUGCAAAAAAAAAAAAGGGGGAGUGAGCACAAUUGGGCACAA
This is a messenger RNA of Elaeis guineensis (African oil palm), 3254 nucleotides long. RefSeq names its product two-component response regulator ORR22. Gene Ontology annotation, biological process: cytokinin-activated signaling pathway; phosphorelay signal transduction system. Gene Ontology annotation, molecular function: DNA binding; DNA-binding transcription factor activity. Lineage: Eukaryota; Viridiplantae; Streptophyta; Magnoliopsida; Arecales; Arecaceae. The record is from RefSeq and is a predicted model, not a curated record.